ACGCACUACUGCACCCAUAUCACACCCAUGGCGGCGGCUAGGCUCUCCUUGCUCGUGCUCCUCGCCCUCGCCCUCGUCCUCCCGGCGUCCGGCGCCGAACCCGGCGGCGGCGCGUUCAACGUCACGGAGAUCCUCGGCCGGUUCCCGGAGUUCAGCCUGUUCAACCUCCUGCUCGGCAAGGCGCACGUCGACCGCGACAUCAACAGCCGCAACGCGGUGACGGUGCUCGUGCCGGACAACUCCGCCGUGGACUGGCUCCUCCGCCGCAGCGCCAGGCUGCCGCGGGCGGCGCUGGUGGAGCUCCUCUCCGUCCACGUCGUGCUCGACUACAUCGACGCCGCGAAGCUGGCCAAGCUGCCGCGGGGCCGCCCCACCGUGUCCACCACGCUGUUCCAGACCACCGGGAAGGCGGCGCGCCGCACGGGGUUCCUGGCCAUCACGCCGACGGCCAGGGGCGGCGCCGUGUUCGCCUCCGCCGCGCCCGGCGCGCUGGUGAACGCGACGUUCAAGAAGGCGGUCACCGCGGUGCCGUACAACAUCUCGGUGCUGGAGAUCAGCAACUUCGUCGUGCCGCCGGGCGUCAUCACCAGGCCACGGAUGCCGCCGCCGUCGCCGAGGAUGAAGCCCACGUCGAUCGCGCCAAGCCCCGCGCCGGUGCCGGCCCCGACGAGGGUGCUGCCGACCUUGCCGAGCUCGCCGCUUACAGAUCCCGCAGACGAGGAAGCCGACGAGGCACCGGCCACCGCGCCGGCGCCGUCGCAUGGACACUCAGUGAAGGUGAUGAGUUGGUGGUCAGGCCUCGGUGUGGCCGUGGGGAUGGCAUGCAUGUUCGGUUAUUUAUAGGUCACCUAAUUAAUCUAUUCUUAUUUACCGGUUACGUUAUAUUACCUAUAAUUUAUAGGUGCAUCCAUCAUAUGUUUUUAGCCCAUCUCAUCGUCUUAGUUGAAUUUGCAAAAACGAAGUUCAUUUUUCUCUCAUUUUUGUUGUCCCCUUAGAUGAAUAUGAAAAACAUUAAAGAUAUAUGUUUCUCCCAUUUUUGCCAGAGAAAAUAAUUAAAUUUGCAUCUGUCUCUGUUGCUAUUGUGUUCUU
Messenger RNA from Oryza brachyantha (malo sina), 1089 nucleotides. RefSeq names its product fasciclin-like arabinogalactan protein 3. Bases 28 to 843 code for a protein of 271 amino acids. The record is from RefSeq and is a predicted model, not a curated record. NCBI's taxonomy places the organism in Eukaryota, Viridiplantae, Streptophyta, Magnoliopsida, Poales, Poaceae. Gene Ontology annotation, cellular component: plasma membrane. The transcript has a single exon.